Adineta steineri is the source of this 272-nucleotide messenger RNA. The record is from the annotation of a GenBank genome assembly. NCBI's taxonomy places the organism in Eukaryota, Metazoa, Rotifera, Eurotatoria, Adinetida, Adinetidae.
AUGUCUCAGCCAUGCGCUAUACAAGCAUGUAAACGAGUUUCACGGACAUUAUGUUAUGGAUGUAAUCAAAAUUUUUGUCGUGAACAUAUGCGUGAACAUGAUUUAACUUUGAAUUCACAAUUAAAUCCAUUAUCAGAUGAAAUCAAUGCACUUGGUGAUCGAUUAAAAUCAAUAAAUCUUGAAAAUGCUAUUGGUGAUUCACGUCAAAAAUUAGAUAAAUGGCGUAUAGAUUGUCAUAAAACAAUAGAUUAUUAUUUUGAUGAAAAAUGUCG